AUGUUGAUUGAGCUCAUAGUGCAGCCCUUGCAGCACUUGACUGGCCUUCGCUCUGUGUCACUUUUCCUUGCAGAGGCGUAUGGCAGCAGCAGCUGGCGGCGGACUGGAGCAGCACCAGCGGAUGGCACUGAGCAGCUGGUGGCACACAGCAGUGACGGAAGCGCCAUCCCUUGGCGGCAGCACCAGCUCUUGGCGACUUGCACCAUCACCUGGCGGCCAGCUGCACCACCUGACGGCAGCAUGUGCUGGCGCACGGGAGCAGCUGCAGCCGGGGAGCAGCUGCAGCCGGCGGACAGCAACAGCUGGCAGCCUGCACCAGCACCAGCUACACCUGGCAGCACACAGCAGCGACGGCACAGCUGCCGUUCUGCACGGCCUGCAGCAGCUGCUCCAUGGUACACUUGUAGCAACGGCUGCCUGCGGACAGCAGCAGCUGAAGCACUUCAUCAAGUGCUGACCGAUUGCAGCAGCGGCUCCUGGCGCACGACAGCAGCAUCAGUGACCUUUGUCUUGUUCAACCAACCCCCACUCCCCCUCUCACUCGUGUGUAUGCGCGCUAGCUUGCUCAUGGCUGCAAACACACGAGUGAGGUACGUGGAGUUAAGUGGCGUCCGGUUGUGCAGCACACCUCGAGUAGCUCGCGCGUGUGAUGUCAUGUCCUUUGGCGAGUUUGGGCUGGUCCUUGGGCAUGUCUUCGCCGUCCUUGGAUGUCAUGCAAAUCAUCCGCCGCAGCACUUCCGUUUCCUUUGGCUGCACCGACCAAAGCAGCCGCAUCAUGUCCAGGCAUGGUUGGACUUCAAUCCAGGAUCCACUCCCAUUAGUGGACGAGGCGCGCGAGGAGGUAUGAUGCUGUCACCAAGGUGCUCAUACUGA
Molecule: messenger RNA, 873 nt
Organism: Closterium sp. Yama58-4
Lineage: Eukaryota; Viridiplantae; Streptophyta; Zygnematophyceae; Desmidiales; Closteriaceae
Source: the annotation of a GenBank genome assembly